ACGCGGCCUCCGCGCUUCCGGUGUCUUGAGCUUCCAGAGCUGAGUGCCGUUGCCCGGCGCUGGAGUCGCUGUGCCGCCGCCGGGAUCAUGGUGUUCUACUUCACCAGCAGCAGCGUUAACUCAUCUGCCUACACUAUUUACAUGGGAAAGGAUAAAUAUGAAAAUGAAGAUCUGAUAAAGUAUGGCUGGCCUGAAGAUAUUUGGUUUCAUGUGGACAAACUCUCUUCGGCUCAUGUAUACCUUCGAUUACAUAAGGGGGAGAAAAUAGAAGACAUUCCAAAGGAAGUACUGAUGGACUGUGCCCAUCUUGUGAAGGCCAAUAGCAUUCAAGAAAAUUGUCUAGGGCUUCCCUGGUGGCACAGUGGUUAAGAACCCGCCUGCCAAUGCAGGGGACACGGGUUUGAGCCCUGGUCCGGGAAGAUCCCACGUGCCGCGGAGCAACUAAGCCUGUGCGCCACAACUACUGAGGCUGCGCUCUAGAGUCCACGUGCCACAGCUACUGAAGUCUGUGCACCUAGAGCCCAUGCUCCCCGACAAGAGAAGCCACUGCAGUGAGAAGCCCACACACCGCAACUAGAGAAAGCCCUCACACAGCAACAGACCCAAUGCAACCAAAAAUAAAUAAUAAAUAAAUAAAUAAAUUUUAAAAAAAGAAAAGAAAAUUGUCUAGACCUGCCUACCGCUAAGGUUACUUGUAGAAAGACUUUUGGAAAUUACAUUAUGUUAACUGCCAAGCAAGAGAUGUGUCUCAUGGCUUUAUUUGUAAUGUUGGUUGAUGUCUUUGUUUCCAUUAUUUGUUACUAGAUUCUAGAACCCAAGUCUCCCAAUUACUCUUUCCUACUUUUUCUUUCUUUCCUUCUCUCCUUCCAUAUUUUCUUCUCCCUGUAAAUUGUGGAGGUGUCAAGUCCGUUGAUCUUGUUGUGUCCCAGAGAAUCUUAAAUAAUCUGUCUAGGGUGAUGCAUUAGAAUCAGUAUUUUUACAGUGCUCUCCAGGUGAUUCUAAUGUGCAAAGAGUGUUGAGACAGUUGGCCUCCAUGUUCUAAGUAGGACCUGUAGUAUUGGCCUUGGUGCAGGUUUAGUUCUACUGUACAAGAUUUAAUUUGUCAAGUCAGUAUAGGUCAAGAAGGACAAUUAAUGGAGUGGAGGUGGCAGUUAUAAAGGGGAGCUGGCUGAUGGUAUUCUGCUAGGAAUGAGCUAGUAGACUGAAUUUUAGUUGUAGGACAUGGACCUAGAUAAGGUAGAGGUAAGUUUGGUUUGAUAUAAAGUUGAGGGGUGAUCCAGAGGGUUCGGAAAAAAAUAUGGUUUGCAUAGAAGAUAAGCAUGGGGCAGACACAGAGACGACAGCAUAAACUGGGAGCUGGUGAUUCUAGAAGAGCCGGGCAGUGUGCUCCCUCCCCCAUCACUUAGUCUGUGUUUCCUGCAUCUCACUCGCAGCUUUACUGAAUCAGGCACCUAGCCAAAGAAACUGGAAGUCUUGUCUUACAGAGCCAUUCAUUUCCAACUCUAUAAAUCAUUAAAUUGCAGUUCGUUUUAGGACAUUCCAUUUUUAUGAGUAGAAGAAGAGCUCCUCAGAUUUCCAGUUAAAAUCUUUGGUUAUGGAAAGAAAAAUAAUAAAAAUUGAAACUACGUCAUUAUCCUCCUUCCUUGUGUGUUGCAACCUCUUUAAUGUGUUUUUGUGCCCCUGUCUAGCAGAUGUGAAUUUAUUAAAAGAGCUUUGGACUCAUUAUUCUUGGCCCGGCCUCUUUCUUCUUAAUCCCUUUAUAGUUCACUAGUUCUAAAGAAAACAGAAAAGAGGAAGAGUCAUUGAAUCACUGAAUCACUCUUCUCUCCU
Messenger RNA from Kogia breviceps (pygmy sperm whale), 1830 nucleotides. NCBI's taxonomy places the organism in Eukaryota, Metazoa, Chordata, Mammalia, Artiodactyla, Physeteridae. The record is from RefSeq and is a predicted model, not a curated record.